AGAGACCCCGUUGUUAUAGCCCCGCCUCUGAGCUCUGUCAUGGCGGCAUCCUGUAGUCAAGCCUGUGUGAGGGAACGGGAUGCUGGGGUUUUUAUCUGCACGACAAGCGGGUUUGGACGACCCUCUUCGCCUUCGGCGAGCAGAGUCCACGCGGAGGGUUUUGGGAAUGGAGUUAAACAAAGACAGAGAUGUUGAAAGAAUCCAUGGCAGUGGAGUUAACACCCUUGACAUUGAACCUGUUGAAGGGAAAUACAUGUUAUCAGGUGGUUCAGAUGGUGUGAUUGUACUUUAUGACCUUGAAAACUCCAGCAGACAGCCUUAUUAUACAUGUAAAGCAGUCUGUUCCAUUGGCAGAAACCAUCCUGAUGUUCAUAAAUACAGUGUGGAGACUGUACAGUGGUAUCCUCAUGACACUGGCAUGUUCACAUCGAGCUCAUUUGAUAAAACUCUAAAAAUAUGGGAUACAAAUACAUUACAAAUUGCUGAUGUAUUUAAUUUUGAGGAAACAGUUUAUAGUCAUCAUAUGUCUCCUGUCGCCACCAAGCACUGUUUGGUAGCAGUUGGUACUGGAGGGCCCAAAGUACAACUUUGUGAUUUAAAGUCUGGAUCCUGUUCCCACAUUCUACAGGUUAUAUUUGCAGGUCACAGGCAGGAGAUAUUGGCAGUUUCCUGGUCACCACGUUAUGAUUAUAUCUUGGCAACAGCAAGUGCUGACAGUAGAGUAAAAUUAUGGGAUGUGAGGAGAGCAUCGGGAUGUUUGAUAACUCUUGAUCAGCAUAAUGGGAAAAAGUCACAAGCUGUUGAAUCAGCAAACACUGCCCAUAAUGGGAAAGUUAAUGGCUUGUGCUUUACAAGUGAUGGGCUUCACCUCCUCACUGUUGGUACAGAUAAUCGAAUGAGGCUCUGGAAUAGUUCCAAUGGAGAAAACACACUAGUGAACUAUGGAAAAGUUUGUAAUGACAGUAGAAAAGGAUUGAAAUUCACCGUUUCUUGUGGCUGCAGCUCAGAAUUUGUUUUUGUACCAUAUGGUAGCACCAUUGCUAUUUAUACAAUUUACUCUGGAGAACAGAUAACUAUGCUUAAGGGACAUUAUAAAAGUGUUGACUGCUGUGUAUUUCAGUCUAAUUUCCAGGAACUUUAUAGUGGUAGCAGAGAUUGCAAUAUUCUUGCUUGGGUAUCAGCCUUAAAUGAGCCACUUCUUGAUGACGAUGAGGCUACAGGCAAAUCACAGUUAAAUCCAGCAUUUGAAGAUGCCUGGAGCAGCAGCGAUGAAGAAGGAUGAAUAUUAAUUCUUGGUACCUUCAUGCCUCUAUUGAUAAAACUUUAAAAAUAGGAGCCACUAUUUUUUCUAAAUGUUCAGUCUAUUUCUGACAGUGAAAUUAACACUGAAUUUGAGUGAUUUACUUCUGUCUUUGAAGAUGAGGUUAGUAUUUGCAUGAAAUUCUAAAACAGCUUCUGUAUAGUCUGUUUAGUCAAAACACUUCUGCUUAAUCUCAUUUGCUGGGGCAAACCCUGUUGCUACAGUACAAGGAGACAAGUCAUGCACCUCAUGUGGGACCUUGGGCAGAUUGUAUGAACCAUACAAUGAAGUCUCAGAGGAUCAUCAAGUGGAGGUUCUCAGCAUUGACUUUCUUCUACGGGCUGUACUAUCACCCUGCUCAUUUUCACCUUUGAGGAUGAUUUCAGUGAAGAUUACAUCAAAAAUAAUAGUUGAAAAGGUAGUAUCAAAUCUUUCUUACUUGUGUAAUCACUUUUUUGCAGUGAUUCAUGUAGUCACCACCCUCUGGCUUUAUGUUAAACAGUUUUUGGACUCUGCCUGUCACAAUUCAGAAAAAGUGCAUCUCAGGAAGCUUUUAAUUUGGAAAACUUUCUGCUCAUGGGCUAAUACAGCUCUCCUAGUUUGUGCUCUCCCAAGGCUUGGAAAGAAAUGGUGUUACAAUCCUAACCUGUUUUCUUUUGUCACUAAAAACCAUAAGUAAGUCAAUGCUUAAGACCAAGUUCCUCAAGCUUCUCAUAUUUUAUGCUUUAAAAGUCUAUCCAUGGUUAUUGCAUAGGGUUUGCAGAGUUUCUAGACAGACAUCUCCAGUCCUGGCCAGUUUCCUUGGCAUUUGUGUCAGCUCUUGAAGGCAACAAAUGAUUAGUUCAAGUGGCACAGGCUACUUCUCUUUUGUUCAUCUCAUUCUUUGUGGCAAGAUUAGAGAGUAAAGAGCAAUGGAGCUUUCAAUAUCUCUUGGACAAACACCAGCAGGCGCAGGAGAGCUGCUACUUCCCACGUGGCUCAGACUCCUAACUCUCCGGCUUCUCCUCACCCUGUAUAAUAACAUCAUCCACUGUUACAUGAAUCUGUAUAAAUAAAAAUGCUGUUUAAAGUUGUGGAAGUAACAUUCCUAAUAAGGAUUUGAGAAUUGAAUUAUUAACUGAUUUUACUGUAUUAUUGCAAUGUUUUCAUGUAUAUAUCUAAUAUACAUAUAUUACAUAUUCAAAA
This is a messenger RNA of Choloepus didactylus (southern two-toed sloth), 2485 nucleotides long. RefSeq names its product ERCC excision repair 8, CSA ubiquitin ligase complex subunit (gene ERCC8). Gene Ontology annotation, cellular component: Cul4A-RING E3 ubiquitin ligase complex; nucleotide-excision repair complex. The transcript has 12 exons. NCBI's taxonomy places the organism in Eukaryota, Metazoa, Chordata, Mammalia, Pilosa, Megalonychidae. Gene Ontology annotation, biological process: proteasome-mediated ubiquitin-dependent protein catabolic process; transcription-coupled nucleotide-excision repair; protein polyubiquitination. Gene Ontology annotation, molecular function: protein binding. Bases 80 to 1282 code for a protein of 400 amino acids. The record is from RefSeq and is a predicted model, not a curated record.